AUGAGUGUAGUGAGAGCUAGCAAUGCGAUCGGCGUGCAUGUGGUUAAAUAUGAAGCAGCGAAACAGGGUGACGAGAAUGAAGCCGUUUCCUUGGAAGGUGUGAAUUUGAGCACAAAUGCUGGUUACCCGACUCCUCUCAUGACUACAAGCUCCGCUACGAGCAGAAGGGUUGAAAACAUAGAGGAACCGCCUGAUUGUAGGCACAGUGAUAUUCCAUGUACCUCUUUUAGAGUAGAAGAAAGUAAAGAAGAUACACCAGAUUCACGGGAAACUGAGGAUGGCAUUGCCAGGACAUCUCAGUUAGAGGAUGUAGUUGAUGGUAAUACGAUUGAGGAGCCAGAGUCGAGGAUGGAGUUUAAUUCUUUUGAAAAAUUAAUGAAUUAUUAUAAGCAGUAUGCUAAGAAAUGUGGGUUUGGGGUGAUGACAAGAAGGACUGAGAAGGGGGAUGAUGAGACUGCUCGAUAUGUCACCCUUGGUUGUGUCCGUGGUGGGAAGGCCCGGAAUAGGACGUUGAAUGUCGCCAGACCACGUCCGACAGGAAAAACAGAAUGUAAGGCAAAGAAUAAUGCCUUAAAAGUUUAUGGAAAGUUCCGAUUGACAACAAUUCAUAAUAUCCAUAACCACGGCCUCAGUCCAAAUAAAUCUCGCUUCUUUCGAUGUAAUAGAGAAAUGAGUGACUCCGUAAAAAGAGUCUUAGAUAUCAACGAUGAAACUGGCAUCCAAAUGAAUAAGAGCUUCGGAUCUCUCGUCGUUGGCGCUGGUGGAUUUGAGAACCUUCCCUUUUUGGAAAAAGAUUGUCGGAAUUAUAUCGACAAGGUAAGACAUCCACGACUUGGGAAAGGUGGUGUUAGAGUAAUUCAAGAGUAUUUUUGUAGGAUGCAAUGCAAAAAUCCCUGUUUCUUUGCGCUGAUGGAUUUGGAUGAUGAAGGGAGGUUAAAAAAUAUCUUCUGGGCAGACCCCCGUAGUAGGGAAGCCUACCAAUACUUUGGUGAUGUGGUCACAUUCGAUACUACAUACCUGACGAAUAGAUAUGAGAUGCCAUUUGCACCAUUUGUUGGUGUAAACUACCAUGGGCAAUCAAUUCUGUUGGGAGCAUGA
Molecule: messenger RNA, 1098 nt
Organism: Juglans microcarpa x Juglans regia
Lineage: Eukaryota; Viridiplantae; Streptophyta; Magnoliopsida; Fagales; Juglandaceae
Product: protein FAR1-RELATED SEQUENCE 5-like
Exons: 2
Coding region: 1-1098 (365 amino acids)
Source: RefSeq, a predicted model, not a curated record